Messenger RNA from Hansenula anomala, 1683 nucleotides. RefSeq lists its product as uncharacterized. The record is from RefSeq and is a predicted model, not a curated record. The transcript has a single exon. NCBI's taxonomy places the organism in Eukaryota, Fungi, Ascomycota, Saccharomycetes, Phaffomycetales, Wickerhamomycetaceae. Bases 1 to 1683 code for a protein of 560 amino acids.
AUGACAAUGAUUCUGAUUGGUAGAAAGAAGACAGAUAAGGAUUGUGGUGAAAGAGAUCAAGAUGAUUCAUCGAAUGGACCAAUAGGGAGUGUUGUUGUUGAUGAGGAUGAUUUAUUUACAUCAACUGAACAAUUGACUAGAGAUGAUAUUGAAAGAGUUGAAGAGACAAAUCAACAAGCUGAUGAUUCAAUGAUUACUGUUGAAAGUGAUGAAGAAGCACCUGAAGAAUCCCCAAUUUUGAAAAAAUCCAUGGGUGAUGCUGAUAAGGAUUCUGAUGUUGAAAUUAUUGAAGAUAAUAACGUCCAGGAAAUCAAAAAAGAUAACAAAAAACAGACUAAAGCUCAGAACUCAAAUGGUAUUGAGAAUGGUUUUGACGAUUAUGAUGAGGAUGAAGAUGAAGACUAUGACUAUGAAAAUGAGGAUAGCAACCAUUCAAAAUCACAACUUUUCAGUUCUGAUGAAGAAAGUGAUAUUACACCAAACCAUGAACCACAUGUGCAAUUGACAGCUGAUGAAAUUACAGCUGACCUUCUAAAAUAUGUUGAAAUGUGUUCAGAAAAGUGUGGUGAAGCUUUAGAUGAUUGUUCUGAAGCAGUAUUAACAUCUGGAGAAACAUCUGAUGAAGAUGAAGAAGAUCAUGGAUAUGGAUUCACUACUGAUUUGGAUUUGAAGACCUAUGAUUGGAAUGAAGAGGAUGAAGAUGCUGAUGGUGAUUAUCACCCUUAUUUACCUCAAGAUAAAUACCUUGAUGAUUCAAAAGAGGCUGUUUAUUCCGAAGGGGAAACAUCAGAUGAAGAUACAGAGGAUCAUGGUUAUGUCGGACACUCAUCAAAUGUAGAUUUGCAAAAUGUUGAUUGGGAUGAAGAUGAAGAUCAAGAUCAUCCAGAUGAAGAUUACCUUCCAGCCUUACCUGGUGAUAAGAUCCUUGAUGACUCACAAGAAGCUGUUUAUUCAAACGGUGAAACCUCAGAUGAAGAUCAAGAGGAGCAUGGGUUUGUUCGUGAUGAUGUUAAUCUUGGUAAUUAUGAUUGGGAUGAAGAUUCAGAGGAGGAAAAUGCUGAUUAUGAUUAUUUACCAGCAUUACCAAAUGAACACUUACUUGUUGAUUCACAAGAUGCUGUUUACUCUGAUGGUGAAACUUCUGAUGAAGAUGAGGUAGACCAUGGUAUUCUCAUUGAUGACAAUAUCAGCCUAAGUGCCUUGAAUAAUGAUAUUUGGGAUGAUGAUAGUGAUGGUUCUGAUUUUGAAUACCUUCCAGAGCUAAGUAACAUCAAAGUUAUUAAAGAAUUAGAUGCUGAGUCAGAGGUGUCCAUGUCUAGUGACUUAUCCUCUGAGGAAGAUCAUUUCGAUAACGUCAAAAAGAUGUAUAAUCAAGCUUUGAACAAGGUUGUUGAAGGAGAUGAUGAAACUGAUGAUUCUGAUUAUGUUCCUGGUGAUGAAUUACAAAUCGAUGAAGAUAGUAUUGAUUCUUAUGAUUAUCAUCUCAGUUCCAAGAAGAGACCCUGGUCUGAUGUUAAUGAACCUGAGGAAAUUGAAGAGUCUAAAGAAGUUAAUUAUAAGGUUCUCCACAAGAAACAACGUACGGAAGGACAGUUGAAACGUACAUUAAUAGCAGGGACGGUUGGUGCAGCUACGGGUGCUGUUGCAACUUUUUUUGGGUUGGUUUUUGCUGGUUCUGAGUGA